CAAAAAGCGCGCUCAACAAACCCGACUUACGAACCACCGCCACAGCCGGAAGCCACCGCUUUAGCUUCCUCCUGGAGUCGGAGAGCAUUUCCCGAGAGCCCGCGUCCGCUCGGGGACUACAGCUCCCGGCGUGCUCCGAGGCCGCCGGAAUUAACCCUUCAGGGGCCGGCGCUGCAUAGCGCCCCGCCCCCUCCCCUUACAGAGAUCCCGCAGGAGAUGGGUGCCCCCAUCGGCAUACUGUCCUUUGGCUACCGGACAUCAUGCCUCCCAAGAAGGAUGUUCCCGUGAAGAAACCAGCAGGGCCUUCUCCCCCAAAGCCUGCUGCCAAGCCAGCAUCAGAGGCCCCUCCAGCCAAGGCCAAGGCUGAGCCAGCUGCCUCCCCGGCCCCUGAAAAACCCCAGGAGCCCCCCAUCGAUCUCUCCAAAGUGGUGAUCGAGUUUAACAAGGACCAGCUGGAGGAGUUCAAGGAGGCCUUCGAGCUGUUUGACCGAGUUGGUGAUGGUAAGAUCCUGUACAGCCAGUGUGGGGACGUGAUAAGGGCCCUGGGCCACAACCCCACCAACGCCGAGGUGCUCAGGAUCCUGGGAAACCCCAAAAGUGAUGAGCUGAAGUCCCGGCGUGUAGACUUUGAGACUUUCCUGCCCAUGCUCCAGACAGCGGCCAAGAAACGGGACCAAGGCUCUUCUUACCAGGACUAUUUGGAGGGGCUUCGGGUGUUGGACAAGGAGGGGAAUGGCAAAGUCAUGGGAGCAGAGCUCAGACAGGUCCUCACCACCCUGGGAGAGAAGCUGACUGAGGAGGAGGUGGAGGCUAUUCUGGCAGGACACGAGGACAUCAAUGGCUGCAUCAACUAUGAGGCCUUCCUGAAGCACAUCCUAAGCGUCUGAGCGCUACAGAUCCCGUGGGGCCGGACACUGCCCCCCGCCCCCCCUCCGCAGGCGGAAGCACGUUCCGGCCACUAGGAGGCCACCUAUUGUUUUAAAAUAAAGAAACGGUUCCUCCCUCGG
Molecule: messenger RNA, 1007 nt
Organism: Loxodonta africana (African savanna elephant)
Lineage: Eukaryota; Metazoa; Chordata; Mammalia; Proboscidea; Elephantidae
Gene: MYL6B
Product: myosin light chain 6B
Exons: 8
Coding region: 261-887 (208 amino acids)
Cellular component (GO): myosin II complex
Molecular function (GO): structural constituent of muscle; calcium ion binding
Source: RefSeq, a predicted model, not a curated record